Messenger RNA from Cuscuta epithymum, 991 nucleotides. NCBI's taxonomy places the organism in Eukaryota, Viridiplantae, Streptophyta, Magnoliopsida, Solanales, Convolvulaceae. The record is from the annotation of a GenBank genome assembly.
GCCCAUUAUGCAUCCUUAAUUAAACGGCCCAAGUCUCCCUACCGCACGGCGACGAUCUUACUCCGACGAGUACAGAAGCAGGUCGCGGGCGAAUGCAGAAAAUGCUAGAAACAUCUGGAAAAAAUCUUUAAAUUCUCCUUUUCAUUUGCGAGGUUCCUGAUUGGGGAGCAGAAUUGAAAUUAUUGUGCUGAUUCAACGCUACAAACUGAAAUGCUAUGGAUGGUAUUGACGCUGAUAUGAUUGAGGCGGAAUCCUCCACCCCGCCGUCUUCCUCGCAUCCUCACCCUCCUCUUGGAUCAUCAUAUUCCAGUUCAGACCAGGAUGAAUUCGUCAGGAAUUUGCUCGCAAUGGCUCGCCGACUCAUCGAUCAAAACAUGCCAUCACAGGCUCUCCAAGCGGUGGUGGUGGCAAUAAGAUCAAGAGAUGGGGAAGAGGCUGUUCAUCAAUUGCUUAGCCGUGCUAGGGAGCUAUACAGUAAUAAAGUGCAUGCAAGUGCAGCUGCAGAUGAGUUGGCUUCUUUGUUUUCCGAAUUUGCUAUUACGCCUUCACAAACUGAGCCCUAUCAACGUGUAGAAAUAGACAAGAGUGGAACUUCAAUACUCUCAGAGACUGGAAGGAAACAGGUUAUGGAGGAUGCCUUCUCUGAUGGAAGUAGCUUCGUCUGUUAUCAGUGUGGGGGACUGGUUAGCACCCUCAGGAAAGAUGAGCACUACUCCUUCUGGUGUUGUAAGUUGUGACUUCGUCUAUGUCUUGUUAGUAGCAUCUUCACGUCGUGUCAGAAUAUCAAAUGCUGUAUUGCCAUCAAAGAGUUAAAGAGUUAUAUUGUUAAGAAUAUAAUGCAACCAGUAGAUUGAACACAUAUAGUGUUUUGAUCUCUUUGAGUGUAGUCAUCUCAUACAAUUUGUGCUUUGUACAUUUUGCAAGUUGGGAUUGAAGGUUUUGUGAGUGUACCAGAACUAAAUUUGUGCUGUAUGAAAUAAAAAAGGACUUG